UACUACCCAAGCCUUUGGUUCUCAGCUAGCAAGCUGCGCCCUCUGUGCUUUGCGCCGCUCGUUUGACGAGAUGCUCUGAGCUGUGCUAAUGGUCUAUUUCCGUCCCUCCCUCCUGUAGACCCCCCCUAUUUGCUGAGGCCACAGUGGACUCUUCCCAAGCAGGUGGACCGCAGACUCUAUAAAUAAGGGUGGGUAGGGGCAAGUAGAGGCUGCAUUGCAAAACAGCGCAGGAGGGGAGCGUGGGUUGUGUUUGUUCCGCUUAUACACGCGUUUGCAGCCCCUCUGCUCGCUUUGCACAACUGUUUGGCCUCUCGCUGGGAGGAAGGGAAGAGGCGCGUGUCCUCCUGUUAGAUUCAUGUUGCCCACGGAGGUCGGGGAAUUGCUGGUCUCGCAGGGGAUGGAAUUCUGGACCAGCCCUGCCUCUUACGACGAAGUCAACGGGAACACGGAGCUGGCUGAUAACACGGACUUGAUAUCCCAGGAGCUGGAGGAGGUGCUCUGUUCUGAGCGGGUUAGCAGGAUCACUAAGACCUACCAUGACAUAGAUGCCGUCACCAGCCUCCUAGAAGAGAAGGAGCAUGACCUGGAGCUAGCCGCCCGCAUCGGACAAUCGCUGCUGAAGCAGAACCGGAGCCUGUCGGAACGCAACGAACUCUUGGAAGAACAGCUUGAAUCGGCAAAGGAAGAGAUAGCUCAGCUUCGCCAUGAGAUAUCAAUGCGGGACGACCUUCUGCACUUGUACACCAACAGCACAGAAGAGAGUGAGCCGACUUCUGCCACCUCCACUCCGUUGCGGAGGAAUGAAUCUGCCCUCUCUUUACAGCAGUGUUUUCAGUAUGACACCCUACAGCAGAAGCUCAAAGGGCUGGAGGAGGAGAACCAGAAACUGCGGACAGAGGUCACAAGCAUUGCCACGGAAACCUCUCAAUAUGAGGAACAGGAGCAGAAGCUGAUGAUCGACUGCGUGGAGCAAUUUUCGGAUGCUAGUCGAGAAGUGGUCCUGCUCUCCGAGGAGCUGGCCCGCAAGACGGAGGACACGGCACGGCAGCAGGAAGAGAUCAGCCAGCUGCUGGCGCAGAUUGUGGAGCUGCAACAGAAGUGCCGCGCGUAUGGUUCAGAAGUGGAGGAGCUGCAGCAGCAUCUUACUGCUGCCAAGGAGGUUCAGCAGCAGCUGCGAACAGAGCUCCGAGACCUGCAGGAGAAAUACGUGGAGUGUGGGGCAAUGUUGCAUGAAGCCCAGGAGGAGAUGAAAAACCUCCGGAACCGCAGCCUCCCCAACAGCACCAUCCACCGUCACAGCUCCCCUACUUUUUUGCCCCUGGAUUCCCUGGCUGCAGAGAUCAAGGGCACAAUGAGAAAGAGCGUGGACAGCUCUGGUUCCUCGGAGUGCAAGGGUGUCCGUCGGGUCUUUGAGACGGUGAAGGCUGUGAACCAGGUGGCGAAAGCCAGAUCGCGGGCAGAGUCUCCCCUGAGCCUCCCUGUGUACUCUCCCAGAUUUUCUUCGCUGGGCUGCAGCCGCCUGAGCACCCCACGCACCAGCUUCUAUGGUUCAGACAGCCCCAUUGCUGGAGGCCUGGAGGGGCACGACGGCCAUACUUCUGAAGGGCCAGACGAAGCGCGCCGGCGCGAGGCUGGCACACCGGGCACGCCCGGCCGGCACGACUUGGAAGCUGCCGUCCGGUGCUUGUCGGCCCGCCAGGAGAGCCACAGCACUGAGCGCUCGUUCUUCGAGAUGGAGAGGGAAAGCAAGCUGAGGCGGCUGGCGAGGGACGCCGAGGACUCCAGCGGGUUCCUCACGCCCAACGAAAGCAUCACAUCCACCGGCACCAACUAUUCAGGCAGCUCUGGUGGUUCCGGGUUCUCUCUGGGCUCCUUCUCUUGUUUCCCCGAUAAGCUUCAAAUUAUCAAGCCUCUGGAAGGCUCCAUGACCCUCCACCACUGGCAGCAGCUAGCCCGGCCUCACCUGGCAGGGAUCCUGGACCCUCGGCCAGGUGUGCUCACCAAAGAUUUCCGGCAGCUUGACACAGACCUGGAGGAGGUCUACAACCUGAAUGACCUGGAAGAAGACGAUGUGGAUGCAGGCUCCUUCCCGGCCCUUGCUACCUCGACACCUGCCAAGGCCAAGGAAAGGCCUAGUGUAUUUCACUCCGUUAACAAUCUGCCCCAGACCCCGCCUACUUUCACCAUCACCACCUGUUGCUUCUCGCACCCUAGCAACGAGGUUACCAUGGUGACACCCAGUCUUUAUAAUACAGUUGUGCCCUCUUGUGGGUCCGGCACGGGGCUGAGCCCCCCUCACCCUCCCCAGCUCCCCCUGCAGGAAGAGCCCAGCUGUGAAGAGAAGCAGGAGGAGGACCCCCCUCUUGGACUAGUGACUCUGCUGACGGAGCAAGGCAUUUCUGCACAGAGAGGGGCAGCCUCAGCCUUGGCCCACUUCCCCAGAGGCUCAGGCACCCUGUACUGGCUGUCUCCUCCUUUGGGCUCCCUGUGGCGCUGCCGCUUGGGCGGCCUAGGGGAGUGGGCUUUGGGAUCACCUCGGUUGCGGCAGAGGGAGGAGGACAAGCCCAGCAUCUUCAGCUUGAACCUGGUGGAGAAGCUGCAGCAGCUGGGGCUGGACAAGGUGGUGAGAAGAGGGGAGGCCUCUUAUGCAGCUUCCCACCUGCAGGGGCUUCAUCGCAGGAAGAGGUGCCUGUCGUGAGGACACUGCAAUUUUGUGCUGCCCUCCGCUGGUGGGGCAUCUGUGAGACAGAGGGGGCUUCAUGUGGACUGCCUCCUGGACAAAGCCCAACUGUGAUCCUGAAGUUUGGGGUGUGGUUGUGGGGAGGGACCCUGCAGGGCUUGGCAGCAAACAGGGGGUCUGCCAACCACAGUGCCCUGUUGCCAUUCUGUCCUCCACUUCCUGUAGAUCAGGAAAGUUGGGGAAUCAUUGUUUCCAUGUCUGAUAAAGCUUUUCACAGCUUCCUUCUGCCUCCAUCCUAGGAACCCUGGGUGUUGUGGUUCUGUGGGCCCUUUUUUCUUUGGGGCCCUUUUGCAAAACUGCAAUCCCCAAUGUACUUUCACUAUGAAGGCUAUGGGGCAUGGGCAAGAGGAAUGAGCCCUGUGGAAAGAGCUGGCCCAAAGUCCAAAAAGCACACAGCUCCAAGCUCAUCUUCACGGACCAUGACUCUCCCUGCUUCCUGCACUAUAGUCACUGCCUUCACUGCUAAUUCCCUUAAGAAAUGCACACCUUCUCUGUCUCUCUCUGUGUGGUACAUAAAGGCAAGUAGUGGUAUAGGCAGGACUUGUGGGAGUAAUAGGCUGGGCUUUUUGCAUGCAUGAUGGGCUUGAGAGGGGAUGUUUUUGUCCUUUACCUCUCCUGCCAACUUCAAUUCUCUUAGCCUCGGGCAAACGCAAUAGUUGGGUCUAUUUCUCAUCUGGAUCCGGUGAGGUUUUCUCCAUUAAAAGACACCGUCUCAGAUCAUUGAGGAAAAGGGACAAAGAAAGCUGACCGGGAUCCUCUUGUGCCCCCCCCGACACUCCCCUGUGGGACCCAUUUAGUGCCCCUUCCUUUGCCAACACUUAGCCACCCAGAGCUGGCUUUGUUCGCCCCACACCCUGAGCUCCCCUUUUGGGGAGGCAAAGCUCUCCUCUCUUUCUUGUGUUGCUGAGAAUUCUGCUGCACUUUACUCUCCCCCUCCUCCUCCUCCUCCUCCUCUCUCCACUGAAGUUUUUAAUACUGCAUUGCCCCUGCGGCCACGGAAUCUGCCUCAUGUCUGUUUCGUCCUUGCUGGAGUAGGGCAGCUCUGUUUGUCUUCCUCCAAAGCGUCUUCUAACAACAUUUACGGUAAUUCUCAGACUUGGGCAGCUGUAUGGCUGGUUUCCACAGAUUGCUCUGUUGUGGGUCUCCCCCCCUUCAGUGGACGUUCAUAUUUUCCCAUUUAUAAAUGUUAACUUAAAAGCCCCACACCCAUUCCUUGCACGCUCCUGUAUGUGUGCUGCACACCACUUUGCAUAGCCAGCCCCUCAUUUUGACACAUGCGUAUUCCUGUUACGUUCCUGUGUCUCCUUUCGGUGAAAUAAACAUGGUGUUGCUGUUGCUCCUGA
Molecule: messenger RNA, 4083 nt
Organism: Podarcis raffonei (Aeolian wall lizard)
Lineage: Eukaryota; Metazoa; Chordata; Lepidosauria; Squamata; Lacertidae
Product: trafficking kinesin-binding protein 1-like
Exons: 15
Coding region: 356-2698 (780 amino acids)
Biological process (GO): anterograde axonal transport of mitochondrion; neurotrophin TRK receptor signaling pathway; neurogenesis
Cellular component (GO): dendrite
Molecular function (GO): signaling receptor binding
Source: RefSeq, a predicted model, not a curated record